Messenger RNA from Phragmites australis (common reed), 1694 nucleotides. RefSeq names its product ninja-family protein Os03g0419100-like. The transcript is spliced from 2 exons. Bases 565 to 1494 code for a protein of 309 amino acids. The record is from RefSeq and is a predicted model, not a curated record. Gene Ontology annotation, biological process: signal transduction; negative regulation of DNA-templated transcription. Lineage: Eukaryota; Viridiplantae; Streptophyta; Magnoliopsida; Poales; Poaceae. Gene Ontology annotation, cellular component: nucleus.
UUGGCGCUAGUGACGUACUGUAAGCAAACACAUAAUCUCCCGUUAAACCUCAAGCGAAAAUAAAUCUUUUUGAUCAAUCAGUGGGGGAGGAACAAAAGCGACCAGCUAGAGAUUAGACAGAUACGUCCUUCGUGUCCCCCCUCUCCCUCUCCCUCACCUCUCACCAAUCACCCCGCCAACUGAUCCAUAGAUCUGAUUUGCUUCUUCUCUACCUUCUUAUCUUCUCCUCCUCUCCUUUUCCAAUCUACUAUCACAAUAUCUUCGCCCGAUUCUGCUGGGCGAAGCGCGUCCACCUAUCCUUCCUCGUUGCUCUGCUGUUCCUUGGUUCUUUCGCCGUGGAUUCCUUGUUGAUUCUUGGAAGAUGCGAGUAUGCGACCCCGUGGGGGUUGGUUUUAGCAACCAAUCGUGGUUGAGUUCAUCUCGCUCUUCUCCCAUUUGUUUGACUGCGGUUUCCGGCAUGAAUUCUUGAUUGCGCCGGAGCUUCUUGCUCGGAGCAUGCGACAAGAUUAGCCUCCGUGAAGAAUUCGCGGGAGAAGCGCGGUUCUUGGUGGUGCUGUGGCGGCAAUGGCGUCCAGGGACUUCUUGGGCGUGUUCGGCGGCCGUGGAGGGGAGGCGGCGCAGCCGGAGGACGCGGCCGGCGGCGGCGAGUCGGACGACAUUGAGCUGAACCUGGGCCUGUCCCUGGGCGGCCGGUUCGGCACGGAGACCAAGCGGCUAAGGCUGGUGCGCUCCUCGUCCAUCGCCACCGUCUACUCGGUGCCCUCCCUGGACGGGGACGGCAACGGCCCGUCCCCCGCGGCGCCGCCGCCACUGAUGCGCACGAGCUCGCUGCCCACGGAGCCCGAGGAGGAGCGGUGGCGCCGCCGCGAGAUGCAGAGCCGGCGGCGCCUCGAGGCCCGCCGGAAGCGCAUCGAGCGGCGGAGCUCCAUUGGCUCCUCUCCCUCGGGGCCGGCAAAGCGCGGCAGAGAGGACGCUGGCGACGCGCCUGCCGUGGUUAACGGGUUGCAGCUGAGGAGGUUGAUUGGGCCUCAGGGGAGCAGCUCUGCCAACACAACAGAGCAAGGUCCUGGUGGAAGUGCAUUUUGCCAGUCCACAGAUGCGAGGAGUCCAUCAACCUCAGAUAAUACCAAUCAAAAUAACAUGCUUCCUCCUCCGACCACAGCAACGGGGAAGCCACCAAACGGCACCACGACUGAGCAGCCUCGACUGCGGACGCUUGGGUCCCUGACAACGAGAACGAGCAGCACCAGCGACUUCAAGAAGAUCAUGAUGGAGGACAUGCCAAUGGUCUCAUCCAAGGUGGAAGGGCCUAACGGCAGAAGGAUUGACGGCUUCCUGUACAGGUACAAGAAAUGCGAGGAUGUGAGGAUAGUCUGCGUAUGCCAUGGUAGCUUCCUCACCCCUGCAGAGUUUGUGAAGCACGCUGGUGGCGGUGAUGUCUCGAACCCGCUUAGGCAUAUUGUCGUCAACCCCUCGCCGUCGGUGUACUUGUAAUGGUGAACUAGACCUAGAGAGGUCUUUCUUGGUGUUGUUACCUAUUGUGUUGUAACCUGUAGGCUCCCUGUUCCCUUGAGUUCAACGCAAUAGCGGUUUACGUAUAUUCAGAGAAUGACAGGAAAUUCAUAUCAUAUGCAAAUGUUGAUACGCUUGUCUACAAUUAGGCGAGGAUUUAAUUGCUGGACUGCAAGAUGCGA